UUCUUCACCAUCUUCUUCUUCACUUUACCAAAUCGUAUCCAAUCUUAGGGCAACAGUGAAAUUUUCAUCGUCUUCUUCUUCUCGAUACCUUCGAAUCGCAUCUCUAGUAAAAAAAAAGAGUUCCUUAUCCAACCUGUAUCUGAGAAUCUUUCAAUUCGUUAAAAAGAAAAAAAGUUCGCAUCAAUGAAUCAGAAUAUUAAAGUAUUAACGCUGGAUUCGUUACCAGUGGGGUUGAGAUUCCGUCCAACAGACGAGGAGCUAGUCCGUUUCUAUCUCCGCAGGAAAAUCAACGGCCACGAUGACGACGUCAAAGCCAUCCGAGAGAUCGACAUCUGCAAAUGGGAACCUUGGGACUUACCUGGUUUCUCGGUGAUCAAAACAAACGACUCGGAAUGGCUCUUCUUCUGUCCAUUGGACCGGAAGUACCCAAACGGAAGUAGACAGAACCGGGCGACGAUCGCAGGCUACUGGAAAGCCACAGGGAAAGACCGUAAGAUCAAAUCCAGCAGGAACAGCAUUAUCGGCGUGAAGAGGACUCUGGUUUUCCACUCUGGUCGUGCUCCUAAGGGUACACGAACGAACUGGAUUAUGCACGAGUACCGUGCCACCGAGGAUGACCUCCGUGGCACCAAUCCUGGCCAGAGUCCUUUUGUUAUAUGCAAAUUGUUCAAGAAACAAGAGUUGAGUUUAGAGGAUGAAGCUGCAGAACCUGCUGUCUCGUCCUCUCCAACAUCUUCCCCUGAUGAGACUAAAUCUGAAGUAUCAGUGGUCGUUAAAACAGAAGACGUGAAGCGUUAUGACGUAGCGGAAUCUUCUCUUGUAGUCUCAUCCGGUGAGGCUACAACCGCCAAGUUUGAAUCACAGCUUGGAGAUAUUGAUUAUCUGUCUUUUCCGGAGCUGGAGUCUCUGAACUACACAAUGUUCUCCCCAUCACACUCUCAACUCCAAUCCGAGCUUGGAUUCUCUCUCAGCGCAUUUCAGUCUGGCUUGAGUGACUUUUCAGGGAACUACAACAACAGCAGCAGCAGCAGCUCCCAGGUUCAGACUCAGUUCGGUACUAACGAAGUGGAUACGUACGUAUCAGAGUUUGUGGACUCGAUUCUUGAUCUCCCAGAUGAAGCAGUUCCAGAGCAGGACGGGUCAGCGCCACAUCAGAUAGCAUAUGCACAGGCACAGCACUCGGUAGGUGACAUGAGCAAUGAGGUUUCGAGAACAGGUAUCAUCAAGUUACAGGCUCGAAGGGAACAACCCUCAGGUUGUGCCACUGACUAUAUAGUCCAUGGAAGUGCCUCGAAAAGGUUGCGUCUGCAAAGCAACCUCGACGGUAUUAAGUCGAGAAGUCUAGAGAUUCAGACUAUCAAGAGAGAGGUUGAGGAUACGGAUGGAGAUAGCAUGAAGAAGGGGAAGCAAUCAAAGAACAAAACCGGAUUCUUGUUUAGAAAGAUCGUGUCCAUGAGAUGUUCGUACGGAGGACUUUUUAGGGCAGCCGUAGUUGCAGUCCUGUUCUUGAUGUCAGUGUGCAGUCUGACCGCAGACUUCCGAGCUUCCGUGUUGAUCUGAAAACUGUGAAACCUUUGUUAUAUAUAGUGCUCGAACCAGGUUCUUUUUUUUUUUAUUUGGUUUUGGUUUCAGUUUUCACCUUAUCAAGGGCGAGUGUACGUCUGUAUUAUUUGUUUGUAUACAUUGUAUAACGUUAUGAUGAGAUGUUAAGACUCUAGCUACUUCUCUGACUUUA
Molecule: messenger RNA, 1735 nt
Organism: Raphanus sativus (radish)
Lineage: Eukaryota; Viridiplantae; Streptophyta; Magnoliopsida; Brassicales; Brassicaceae
Product: NAC domain-containing protein 62
Exons: 5
Coding region: 184-1560 (458 amino acids)
Biological process (GO): regulation of DNA-templated transcription
Molecular function (GO): DNA binding
Source: RefSeq, a predicted model, not a curated record